UUGUUUAUUCGUCAUUGAAAGCAUAUAUACCAACCAGACGGGAGGAGGGACAGCCACCAAAAGCAGUGUAGUGCGACCAUCAGAAAAUGGCAGAGACAGAUUCGAACGGAGAAACGUCCUCCUCGCCGACAUCCGCCUCCGCAUCACUAGCGUCAAUGGCAGAAAAUUUUCAGCGUUCUGCAAUUGAAUCUGCUCGUUCUAUGCAACACAACUCUUCCACCCACUUUCGUACCUUUCAGAAUUUUUUGCCAGAAGCAGUGUCACAGUAUAUAACUUAUGAAGAUGCUUUCUUCAAUAAAGUUAAAGAUGGAUUGAUGGUAGGACGGGAGAAUCCGGCUUUAGGUGUUGGUCUUGCUAUUUCUGCCGCGCUUCUUGUUAUGAGAGCUCCAAGAAGAUUUCUGUUUCGGAACACAUUGGGUCGAUUUCAGAGUGAGGAGGCACGAUAUGCAAGUGCUGAGAAGAAUGUGAAGGACUUGAACCUUUCAGUAGAUUUACUGAAGAAGGAGAGCAUAAAAUUGCUACAAAGGACAGCUCUUGCUGAGAAGGAAAUGAAAUAUGGGCAUAAUGAACUAAUGAACACUGGAGCCCAAUUACAAAAGCUGGCAAAAUCAUCAUACAAGGUUGAAGCCCGAGCUACUGAUUUAAUCGACAGGCUGCGGGAUAUACCUAGUCGUGAAACUCUGGCACUUCGAGCUGAGGUUGCCUCUUUGGCUUCAAAUUUGAAGCGGCAGAGAUCUGUGCUGGACAAACGGAUAAUGAAGAUCUCCGAGUUAGGAAUAUCUGUGUGAAUCAUUGGACAAAUUUUGGUACUUCCCUUAAUGCGCACCCAUGUCAAUCAUCCCAAUUUUCUUGCAUAAAUUAUCCUUAAAUGGAUAGCUUUACGUAUGAUGCUGAUCAAUCCACUGAGGCAUCUAUUUUGUUUUUUUGUCAAUUCAAUGAAUAGGUAGAUGGCCUUAAAAAAAGGUGCGACUCAAAAAUGAUCUUUAGAUAUUUCAGCUUUAAAGCUGUUCAAAUUGAAAGUGAGCUUAGAGUCUCUUUGUUCAAGAUUAAAAAAAGACUUUUACUCAAAAUAAUGUAAUGAUUAUUAUUUUAAAUUAUUUAUGUGAUUCCUAGGCUAAUUUGUGUUUC
Messenger RNA from Cicer arietinum (chickpea), 1128 nucleotides. Its product is annotated as RGS1-HXK1-interacting protein 1. The record is from RefSeq and is a predicted model, not a curated record. NCBI's taxonomy places the organism in Eukaryota, Viridiplantae, Streptophyta, Magnoliopsida, Fabales, Fabaceae.